UGGAUAUUCGUGAAAUCAAAGAGAUUCGUCCAGGAAAAAACUCACGUGAUUUUGACCGGUACCAGGAGGAUCCCUGUUUCCGACUGGACCAGUCUCACUGCUUCGUUGUCCUCUAUGGCACAGAAUUCCGGCUGAAGACCCUCAGCUUGCAAGCCACUUCGGAGGACGAGGUCAAUAUGUGGAUCAAGGGGCUGAACUGGCUGGUGGCAGACACUCUAAGGGCUGCCACCCCCCUGCAGAUUGAAAGGUGGCUUCGGAAGCAGUUCUACUCGUUGGAUCGCAACCGGGAAGACAGGAUCUCUGCCAAGGAUCUGAAGAACAUGUUGUCUCAGGUCAACUACCGGGUCCCCAACAUGAGAUUUCUGCGGGAGAGACUCACGGACGUGGAGCAGAGGAACGGGGAUAUCACGUACGGGCAGUUUGCACAGCUCUACCGGAGCCUGAUGUUCAGCGCCCAGAAAAUGAUGGAUGUCCCGUUCCUAGAAAGGGCUGGAGAAAGGUCUGAGCACUUCAGGGUGUCGCUGCUGGAGUUGCAGAAGUUCUUGCUGGAGUACCAGAGGGAGCUGUGGGCUGCAGAUACCCUUCAGGUACAGGAAUUCAUGUUCAACUUUCUGAGAGACCCUUUGAGGGAGAUUGAUGAGCCUUAUUUCUCCCUGGAUGAAUUUCUCACCUUCCUGUUUUCCAAAGAGAACAGCAUCUGGAACUCGCAACUGGACAUGGUGUGUCUGGAGAACAUGAACAACCCCCUCUCCCAUUACUGGAUCUCCUCCUCACACAACACGUACCUGACGGGGGAUCAGUUCUCGAGCGAGUCCUCGCUGGAGGCGUACGCCCGCUGCUUGCGCAUGGGAUGCCGCUGCAUCGAAUUGGAUUGCUGGGAUGGUCCCGAUGGCAUGCCGGUCAUCUACCACGGACACACCUUAACCACCAAGAUCAAGUUCUCUGAUGUCUUGGUCACUAUCAAGGAGCAUGCCUUUGUCACCUCCGAUUUCCCUGUUAUUCUGUCCAUUGAGGACCACUGCAGCAUUGCUCAGCAGAGGAACAUGGCUCAGAAUUUCAAGAAGGUCUUUGGAGACAUGCUCUUGACCAAACCAGUAGAUAUUUCUGCUGAUGGCCUUCCCUCUCCAAACCAGCUCAAGAGGAAGAUUCUCAUCAAGCACAAGAAGCUGGCAGAGGGCAGCGCUUACGAGGAGCUGCCCACAUCCAUAAUGUAUUCAGAGAAUGACAUCAGCAACUCCAUCAAGAACGGGAUCCUCUACCUGGAAGACCCCAUCAAUCACGAGUGGAACCCACAUUACUUUGUCCUGACCAGCAGUAAGAUCUAUUACUCUGGGGAAACAACUAGUGACCAAGGAAAUGAGGAUGAGGAAGAGCAAAAGGAGGUGAGCAACAGCACCGAGCUUCACUCCACGGAGAAGUGGUUUCACGGCAAGCUGGGAGCGGGACGUGACGGGCGGCACAUCGCGGAGCGGCUGCUGACGGAGUACUGCAUCGAGACGGGGGCCCCCGAUGGCUCCUUCCUCGUCAGAGAGAGCGAGACCUUUGUUGGGGACUACACCCUCUCCUUCUGGCGCAACGGGAAGGUACAGCAUUGCCGGAUCCACUCGCGGCAGGAUGCCGGCAGCCCCAAGUUCUUCCUGACAGACAACCUGGUGUUCGACAGCCUCUACGACCUCAUCACCCACUACCAGGAGGUGCCACUGAGGUGCAAUGAGUUUGAGAUGAGGCUGACGGAGCCGGUGCCACAGACCAAUGCCCAUGAGAGCAAAGAGUGGUACCACGCCAACCUCACCCGGGCCCAGGCCGAGCACAUGCUGAUGCGGGUGCCACGCGACGGAGCCUUCCUGGUGCGCAAGAGGAGCGAGCCCAGCUCCUACGCCAUCUCGUUCCGGGCAGAAGGGAAGAUCAAACACUGCCGAGUGCAGCAGGAGGGCCAGACCGUCCUGCUUGGCAACUCCGAGUUCGAGAGCCUGGUGGACUUGAUCAGCUACUAUGAAAAGCACCCGCUGUACCGCAAAAUGAAGCUGAGGUACCCCAUCAACGAGGAGACGCUGGAGAAGAUAGGGACAGCGGAACCAGACUAUGGAGCCCUUUACGAGGGACGCCAUCCGGGCUUCUACGUGGAAGCCAACCCCAUGCCCACCUUCAAGUGCGCAGUCAAAGCCCUGUUCGACUACAAGGCGCAGCGGGAGGACGAGCUCACCUUCACCAAAAACGCCAUCAUCCAGAAUGUGGAGAAACAGGAAGGAGGCUGGUGGAGAGGAGAUUAUGGUGGAAAGAAGCAGCUGUGGUUUCCUUCCAAUUACGUAGAGGAAAUUACUGGUCCCAGUAGCCUGGAGCCAGAGCGGGAGCAGCUGGAUGAGAACAGCCCCUUGGGAGACCUGCUCGGAGGUGUCCUGGACGUGCCCUCCUGCCAGAUCGCCAUCCGCCCCGAGGGGAAGAACAACCGCCUCUUCGUCUUCUCCAUUAGCAUGGCCUCGGCAUCGCGCUUGUCCCUUGAUGUGGCGGCCGAUACGCACGAGGACUUGCUGGACUGGGUGAAGAAGAUCCGGGAGGCAGCGCAGACGGCUGAUGCACGGCUCUCUGAAGGGAAGAUGAUGGAGAGGAGGAAGAAGAUUGCCCUGGAGCUUUCGGAGCUGGUGGUCUAUUGCCGACCUGUUCCCUUCGAUGAAGAGAAGAUUGGCACAGAGAGGGCCUGUUACCGAGAUAUGUCCUCCUUCCCCGAGACCAAGGCAGAAAAGUAUGUCAACAAGAUCAAAGGCAAGAAGUUCCUGCAGUACAACCGCCUGCAGCUCUCCCGCAUCUACCCCAAGGGCCAGCGCCUCGACUCCUCCAACUACGACCCCCUGCCCAUGUGGAUCUGCGGCAGCCAGCUGGUAGCACUCAACUUCCAGACCCCAGACAAGCCCAUGCAGAUGAACCAGGCCUUGUUCAUGUCCAGCGGCCAGUGUGGGUACGUCUUACAGCCUACCAACAUGCGGGAUGACAUCUUCGACCCCUUCGACAAGAGCACGCUGCGGGGGGUUGAACCUCUCUCCAUCUCUAUUGAGGUCCUGGGGGCCCGGCACCUUCCCAAAAACGGAAGGGGAAUCGUUUGUACGUUUGUGGGGGUGGCGGUGUACGGGGCCGAGUACGACAACGCCAAGCAGAAAACCGAGAUCGUGGGUGAGUGGUUUCAGGUCAGCAACCCCGACUUCGCCUUCCUCCGCUUCGUGGUGUACGAGGAGGACAUGUUCAGCGAUGAGAACUUCCUGGCUCAGGCCACCUUCCCGGUGAAAGGCUUGAAGACGGGUUUCCGAGCUGUACCCCUGAAGAACAACUACAGCGAGAACCUAGAGCUGGCUUCCCUGCUAGUCAAGAUAGACAUUUUCCCUAGCAAGGAGAAUGGUGAAAUAAACCUCUUCAGUGCUUCAGCCCUACGGGAACGAGCAGGGGAUGCAUCCAACCAGCUGCUGGCAAGCAGAGGCAGAGAGGGGUCCUUCGAGUCGCGGUACCAGCAGCCUUUUGAGGAUUUCCGUCUGUCGCAGGAGCAGCUCGCCGACCACAUUGAGAGCCGGGAGCGAAGGGUACUGCGGAGGACCCGGGUGAAUGGGGACAACCGGCUGUAGCCCCUCUCGGCGGGUGAAAGCACCUCCAGUGCUUGUGAAUCUCACGGCACGCUGUGAACUGGUUUCUAUGGAAACGGCACUGCUAUGGCCUACUUUCAGGCAGCUUUUCCAGUUUCUCUGCUGAAGUGUGUUCGAGUGGAGAACUAAAAAAAAAAAAAAAAUUUGGAAAAAAAAAAAACCAAACCACC
Molecule: messenger RNA, 3796 nt
Organism: Cariama cristata (Red-legged seriema)
Lineage: Eukaryota; Metazoa; Chordata; Aves; Cariamiformes; Cariamidae
Gene: PLCG1
Product: phospholipase C, gamma 1
Exons: 31
Biological process (GO): positive regulation of epithelial cell migration; phosphatidylinositol-mediated signaling; phospholipid catabolic process
Molecular function (GO): calcium ion binding; phosphatidylinositol-4,5-bisphosphate phospholipase C activity; protein binding
Source: RefSeq, a predicted model, not a curated record